Rotaria sordida is the source of this 112-nucleotide messenger RNA. Lineage: Eukaryota; Metazoa; Rotifera; Eurotatoria; Philodinida; Philodinidae. The record is from the annotation of a GenBank genome assembly.
AUGUCAUUGCCGAGUUCUUCUCAUUUAUCAACAAUGUCAUCAUCAUCACGAAUUGCUUCUUCAAAUUGUCAUAGUGCUUCUGCACCUGCAGAUUUUUCUCAAUCAUCAAUAU